This is a messenger RNA of Drosophila takahashii, 396 nucleotides long. RefSeq lists its product as uncharacterized. The record is from RefSeq and is a predicted model, not a curated record. Lineage: Eukaryota; Metazoa; Arthropoda; Insecta; Diptera; Drosophilidae.
AUGCGAUUCUCGUUUGUACUGAUCUUGGCCAUCCUCGGUUGUGUCCUGCUCCUGGGCAGGGAUGCAUCUGGUGCCACAGCGGCAACAACUGAGGCGUCCACGGCCUCCGCCGCCGCUUCCACCACCACCACCACCGCCUCCUCCGCCUUGACGGCAGCCACUACCGAGGCUUCUGCAUCCGCAGUUCCCGGCACCACCGCGGAGCCCGCCUCUCAUACAACCCUUUCACCAGAGUCCAAGUGGAAGCGCGAGCGUAACCGUCUACUGGCCCGCAUAUCGAGGUUGCUGAGAAAGUGCGCCACACGUAAGAAUAGGCCAAGCGAACAUCGCACUCGCACCAAAGAAGAAAAAAAAACCAAAGAGUAUCGCACACGGAAGACUCACCGUCGCACCUAG